This is a messenger RNA of Erythranthe guttata (spotted monkey flower), 1377 nucleotides long. Lineage: Eukaryota; Viridiplantae; Streptophyta; Magnoliopsida; Lamiales; Phrymaceae. The record is from RefSeq and is a predicted model, not a curated record.
GAUUUUCUAUGUGAUCUGUAUUUUGAAUCAUAUGCCAAUUUUAUUUAUUUUCGAUUUGUAACUGAUUUUUCUUUGGAUGUAGAAAUUAGGUUUUAGAAAGAAAAGAAAUGGAAGAGUAAUAUAAUGGCACUAGCAGAAGCUAGGGCUGCUUGGCAGAGAACUGGCAACAGAUGCUUGGUCCAAGAAGAUGCUAAAAGAGCUCCUAAAUUAGCUUACUCCUCAUCGCUUCCCCCUCCUUGUUCUAAACCCUCCGAUACCGGUCCCACAACUUCCCCUUCUCCCCAAGAUAUUCCUCCUCCCUCUGCUUCUUCUAAUCCCUUCGAUCGAAACUCUUCCUACUCUAAUUUAUCCCCCAAUUCUAGAUGGUGGCUCCAUCUCCAACCAAAUUACCCUUGUCAAAAGGGUUUUACCGAUGAAAUCGAUACCUGUCAGAUCAAAGAUGGAAACUUUGUUGCUCGAGAGAGCAAAGAUUCGACAGUUAAAGAAGAAAAGUUUAGAUCAUUCUGCGACAUUAAUCCCCAAGGUCGUUACUUCGAUGAACCGAAAGAUGAGUGUGUUGUUAUUAGCUGUGGAGUUUCGAAAAAUACGAAUGAGCAUUGUUUUUAUUCGGAAUCUUCUUGGAUUGGAGCUGGUGAGAAAAAUAGCCCGUGGUGGAGAACUGCAGAUACAGAGGAGUUAGCUCUAUUAGUUGCACAAAAGUCCCAUGACUUUAUAGAGAAUUGUGACCUACCCAGCCCUCAAAACACUCAUCUCAAAAAGGAAACGAGUAUGAAUAUUUCAACUUCUUUAACAGUUCGUAAGCCAGGCAUUAUUGCUUCGAGAAAUUCUUGCCACAAACUUAGUAUGUCAGCUGAAGAACAAUCAAUUCCUGGUGCUGGAAAGCCAUUAAGGGAUAGGGCAGCACUCGAAAGAAUGCCUGAGAUGCAUGAAAAGGAGGAGGAGGAAGAUGAUGGCGUUGAUGAUGCAAGCAAGGCUCAGUUACUACAAGCAUUGCGUUAUUCUCAGACACGUGCGAGAGAAGCAGAAGAAGUGGCGAAACAAGCUUGUGCGGAGAAAGAGCAUGUGGUAAAGCUAGUUUUCAGACAAGCAUCGCAGCUGUUUGCGUAUAAGCAGUGGCUUCAGCUUCUGCAGCUUGAGAACAUGUAUUUCCAAUCCAACAACAAAAGUCAUCACGAGACAGUAGUGUUGUUGCCUGGGAAAAGUGUAAGAACAAGGAAAAUGCGAAAGGGGUCGAAUAGAUCAAAACGGGGCAAGAGAAGCCGACCGUGGUAUGAAGUAGGAAGAUAUGCGAUUGUAUUUGCAUUAGGGUUGGGUCUUGUUGGUGCUGGAUUAUUACUUGGAUGGACAAUUGGUUGGAUGCUGCCAACCUGCUGGUGA